AUGGGAUGGCCAGAGAAGCAUCAAGCAGUUACCUUGAGAGUGAACGCAGACUUCACUGCUUUUUAUAGGUGUGCCAUGUAUGGUUACCAAGACACUCUUUACGUUCACUCCUUUAGACAAUUCUAUAGAGAGUGUAACAUAUAUGGGACCAUAGAUUUCAUAUUUGGAAAUGCAGCUGUGGUUUUACAAGCAUGUAGCAUUGUGUCUAGGAUGCCAUUGCCUGGCCAAUUCACUGUAAUUACUGCACAAUCCAGAGAUUCCCCAGAUGAAGACACUGGCAUCUCAAUCCAAAACUGCUCAAUUCUAGCUACCACUGAUUUGUAUUCCAACUCUGCUAGUGUUAAGAGCUACCUCGGUAGGCCAUGGAGGGCCUAUUCUCGUACCGUUUACCUUGAGUCCUACAUUGAUGUCUUUAUUGACCCAAUGGGGUGGACAAAGUGGUCUGAUGAUGGUCAAGGUUUGGACACUUUGUAUUAUGGAGAGUAUGCAAAUUAUGGGUCUGGUUCAGGGACAGAUAACCGAGUGACAUGGCUUGGGUACCAUUUAAUGGAUUAUAGUAGUGCCUACAACUUUUCAGUCUCAGAGUUCAUCAUUGGUGAUGCUUGGCUUGGGUCUACUUCAUUCCCUUAUGAUGAUGGGAUUUAA
Abrus precatorius (Indian licorice) is the source of this 645-nucleotide messenger RNA. Its product is annotated as probable pectinesterase/pectinesterase inhibitor 12. The transcript is spliced from 2 exons. Gene Ontology annotation, molecular function: pectinesterase inhibitor activity; pectinesterase activity. The record is from RefSeq and is a predicted model, not a curated record. Gene Ontology annotation, biological process: cell wall modification. Bases 1 to 645 code for a protein of 214 amino acids. Lineage: Eukaryota; Viridiplantae; Streptophyta; Magnoliopsida; Fabales; Fabaceae.